This is a messenger RNA of Columba livia (rock pigeon), 4652 nucleotides long. RefSeq names its product adenosine A2b receptor (gene ADORA2B). Gene Ontology annotation, molecular function: G protein-coupled adenosine receptor activity. Bases 407 to 1465 code for a protein of 352 amino acids. Gene Ontology annotation, biological process: vasodilation; G protein-coupled adenosine receptor signaling pathway; adenylate cyclase-activating G protein-coupled receptor signaling pathway. Gene Ontology annotation, cellular component: plasma membrane. The record is from RefSeq and is a predicted model, not a curated record. The transcript has 2 exons. Lineage: Eukaryota; Metazoa; Chordata; Aves; Columbiformes; Columbidae.
GGUAGCGGCUUUUCCGCGGGGAGCGGGGCGGACGGGCGGGCGGGCGGCGGCGGAGCAUCCCCGGGCGGCGCAGCGGCGGGGCCGUCCCACCCCCGGCCCUGCCCGUCCGGUCGCGCCCCGACGUGCCGGCGGGCGAUGGCCCCGCGGCAGGCGCAGCGGGCGGGCCCCGCGGCGGGCGGGCGGUGAGCGCUGCCCGCGGGAGCGCAGCCGCGGAUGGCUCCCGGGGCCCGGGCGGUGCGGGCAGCGGGGGGCCCGGGGUUCGCCGCGCCCCUCCGGCCCCCCGGGGCCCGGCAGCCGGGCGGGAGGCGGCGGUGAGCCCGGACAUGGGUGUUUCUCUCCGCGAAGCGCUGCCCCGUGGCCUGUUGGUACCUGCGGACGGGCGCCCGGUGGAAAGUACCUUGUUCUCAUGAAUGGUUCUAGCUCCUCGCCCUGGGCUCUCGCCAUGGACACUAUGAAAACCACCUAUAUCGUGCUGGAACUGAUCAUCGCUGUGCUGUCUAUCGCUGGCAAUGUCCUGGUCUGCUGGGCCGUGGCCAUCAAUAGUACCCUGAAGAAUGCCACCAACUAUUUCCUGGUGUCCCUGGCAGUGGCUGAUAUCGCCGUGGGUUUGUUAGCCAUCCCUUUUGCCAUCACCAUCAGCAUCGGAUUCCAGGUGGAUUUUCACAGCUGCCUCUUCUUCGCCUGCUUCGUGCUGGUGCUGACCCAAAGCUCCAUUUUCAGCUUGCUGGCUGUGGCCAUCGACAGGUACCUGGCUAUUAAGAUCCCACUGAGGUAUAACAGUCUGGUGACGGGCAAGCGAGCAAGAGGCCUCAUCGCUGUGCUGUGGCUCCUGUCCUUUGGAAUUGGACUGACUCCCCUUAUGGGCUGGAAUAAAGCCAUGAGUGGUUGUCCCAAUGCCACCAACGAGACAGGGGCUGACACCAGGACACAGCACCAUGGCUGCUUCAUCUCGUGCCUCUUUGAGAAUGUGGUAACGAUGAGCUACAUGGUGUACUUCAACUUCUUUGGCUGUGUGCUGCUUCCGCUUGUUAUCAUGCUGGGAAUCUACAUUAAGAUAUUCAUGGUCGCCUGCAAACAGUUACAUCAGAUGGAACUGAUGGGCAACUCCAGGACCACCCUGCAGAAAGAGGUCCACGCAGCCAAGUCUCUGGCCAUCAUUGUAGGACUUUUUGCCUUCUGUUGGCUGCCCCUGCAUAUCUUGAACUGCAUCACUCACUUCCACGAGGACUUCUCCAAAUCCAAGCCUGAGUGGGUGAUGUAUAUGGCCAUCAUCCUCUCCCACGCCAACUCUGUCAUCAACCCCAUCAUCUACGCUUACAGGAUCAGGGACUUCCGCUACACCUUCCACAAGAUCAUUUCCAAGAUCCUCUGUAAGACGGAUGACUUGCCCAAGUGCAACACUGACAACAACCAGCACCUGACAGUCGGCGGCCUGAACUCUCCGGUGGCCUCUGUGUCCGUAUGACCCUGCACGUCCUGCUCUGCGGAUUCUGCAGUCUGUCCCCACAUUGCCCAUCCCUGUGCCUAUGUGAACAGUUGGAGCUACCUCCGCCAGGAGCGCUCAGCGAUGACCACUAUGCAGUCAUGCAGCUGUAUUUUAUUUUAUUUUAUUUUUGUAAUUAACACAGUGCCUCCUAGAGGAAUAACCUGAGUGGGGAGACUGAGCACAGCUCACCCCGACUGUAAACCCAGGUUGUGUGAGUGCUGGGGAGCAUGUUGGAUAGGACGCUUCAAAAAGACGGACCCGAUUUCAAACACAUAGUGAUUUCAAAUCGGUUCCAUCUUUUCGAAACACCCUGUAAUUCCUUUCCAGGUCAGACAUUGACUGUGGAAGACCCACGUGCUGGGGGUGUUUCCCUAAUUGUGCUGCUUGUGUCAAGUCCUAGGAUCUUUAUUUUAAUUAUUAUUAUUAUUAUUUUUUAAUCUUUUGUUUCAUUUAGGAGUAAUAAUUUUGUGUCUGUUUUCGGGUUGUUCUUUGAGUCCAUACUUGACAGCACUUUGGUAAUACCCUAAUUAUUCCAUCAAUUGUUUGAUGCAGCUCGUAUUCUCUGAUGGGAAAAAGUCUUACUUAGCCCAGUUGCUGGUGUGAAACUGAAUCUGCAUUCCAGGCUCCGAGGGACGUGACCGUGUUGAUGGGAAAACAAGAUCAGAACUGGCCAGCUAUUUUUGGCCCCAGUAUGGAAGCCCUACUUACUGAAAGAGGAAAAUUCUAGAAAAGAGUGGACUGAAGUUUUAGAACAGCAGUUUCAUUGCCUUUAAAUCACUUUGGUCUACAGGAUUGUGCAGACCAAUGCGACAGGUUUGGUUUCAAAUCUGUUUCCAGCUGUCAAAAUGCAAAAGGCAGAAGUGCCCUAAUGGUCUGAUCCAGAGUCACUGAGGUUUGUGCAGACACUCCCUUGGUGACAUGAUCUCUACAAUUAGGUUUUUGCUCCAAAUCAGAACCUGACAGCCUUGCAGUGCUUCCAGAAGGGCAGGGUUUAGCUGUGAUAGCCGGCUGCUGCAGCUCACCUAGUUCCUAAAACUUGGUCUUGCCGGGCUUCCUCUGUAGCCCAGUAACCCCCAGAAGCUGUGAGUGCUUUUAUUUUGUUUUUUCUAAUAGUGAUUUUUAUUUUUUUACUGUUUAUUUUAAUCCUAACCUGCACCAGUAGCAAGAGAUGGGAAGGGAGGUAAUUUGCUUGAGAAGCUAGAACGCCUUGGCUUGGGACGGGUUUUGGCCCAGCUCUUUGUGGAAGCAGCUCCCCUCGCUGACGGGCCAGCCCGGCCGCUGCGCUGAGCCUGGAGUCCUGGCCCGGCGUGAGGACAAAGCACAACAGUCUUAAUUUGUACUGCGAGUUAAUAACACUCUGCAACCACAGCUCAGUAAUUACUGCACCUGAUUUAAUAUGUAACUGUGAUAUGCAAAACUAGGCAAAGGCAGGAAGAACAGCACAUGGAUUUCUGCAGUACGAGCUCUGCUUAUCCGGCCGGCGUGCCGGCACGUGCGGCGCUGUACGUGAACCGGUGCUCCCAGCACGGCCUUCGUUUUGCAGCCCAAUUUCACUCCACAAUGGAGAGGAACAGGGAGGGGAGUCAGAGAAACACCAAACAGCUGAUGGAGGUGCAGACCCAGCUGUUCUUGACUCGCUCAGACCUGCCAUCACCUCGUGGUCCUCCUACAAACGGGACCCUUGCCUGACGGUCCCUGUGUGGUAAAGUGACGCCACCUCCGAAGCACCCAGUGCCAGCAGCAUCGCAAGCGGUGAGAAGCUGGAGUGCAGGGAUGUGCAUUCAAUGUGCUUUUCAGUGGUUCCUCACGGAGAGAGGCAGAGACAGAGCAGCCUUAGAGCCAGGGGCAGGGAAGGGAGUUUAAGCACAGCCACAGGUCCAGCGGGCAGACUGUGAUAUCUGGAGAAGUUUGUCCCUGAUAAAUUGUACUUGAAUUAUAUAGAAAGCAGUUUUCUUUCUUUUGUUUUCCUUUUUUUUUUUUUAACUGCAUUGCACUAAAAGGGGGGCAACAGACGAUCCUGAGAGUUUCAUUUCUUUGGCAUAAAUGAUGACAAAUACAGUAUAAAAUCAGCUGAAAACGAAGAAAUCCCCUUCCUGCAGCAUCUGCUGUGCGGGCUGGCAUGACCUGCAGGUCUGACCUGGGGCCCAGCACGCAGGCAGAGGGUGGUUCACCAGGAGUGAUGGAUCUCAUACCUGUGUGUAGCAGCUCAGCUGUCAGAGCCAGCCCAAACCUUGGCCAAUCAUCAGUAAGUUCUGAAUGGGUUUGUACAUGUUUAUGCAAUGUCCAAAUUCAGCUACAGCUCUGAGUCUCAGAUACUGGCAUCUCCAAGAAGCAGCUAAAUAGUUAAAAGUUACUGUCCCAUGCGUUUCUCCUUUAACAGCCCCAUUCAGCUUUGUUGCAUCUGCCUUGGUCGUAGUCCAGCUAACUCAUGUAGCCACCUCCUGCCAUUUGGGCAGGGUUUGACUCUCUCCUCCUUCUGUAUUAUCUUUGGCUGUGUUCCUUCAGUUAAUCACAGCGGGAAACAAGCAGGAUUUCACCUGCAGGUCUGGCAGUGUUGCAAAGUGGUUGCAAGCCACAUUUAUCCUCACAACAACAGAUGUCAAGUCUCUUCUCCCACUGGCUGAUUAUGAACCAAACUCUGGGCAGCAGGAACAGACUGAAACGCAGCACUGAACGCACAGAGAGCCGCUUCCCAGAACCGUUGCUCGUGUGCGACAGCUCGCACUGCAGCUCAGCAUCCACGAUUGCUGCCUUUCAUAUGCCUCUUAUGAGCCAGAAUUCCUGCAAACAGAUGCAGUGUUCCCUUAGCAUGACUGUGCCAUGGGGUUGUUUGAGCCACUAUUAACUAUGGCCUGCGUCACUGCCGUCUUUGGGCACAUUAAGUGCCUUCGAGGAUCUGAGCCAAAGUAAUUUCAAGGCAAAAUAAGAAUAGGACACCUCUACCCCCUCCCCUCAAAAACAAAGCUCUGAAGGUUUCUAUAAAAAUGUGAAGUAAAAAAGGGAGAGGAACUUUCUGUAGCGAGUGCAGCUGUAGCUAUUCAGCUAUCACUCAUUACCGCUCUGAUGUACAUAGGGUGGAUGUGUUUUCCUCAUGUUGCUCAGUUUUUGUAUUUGCAGUAACUGUUAUUUACAUACAGAACGCUUAAUUUACCACCUACACAACCUG